Messenger RNA from Penicillium antarcticum, 1224 nucleotides. It is a transcript of the gene fdh, whose product is annotated as formate dehydrogenase (NAD+) FDH1. NCBI's taxonomy places the organism in Eukaryota, Fungi, Ascomycota, Eurotiomycetes, Eurotiales, Aspergillaceae. The coding region runs from base 1 to 1224 and encodes 407 amino acids. The transcript has 2 exons. Gene Ontology annotation, cellular component: cytosol. Gene Ontology annotation, molecular function: formate dehydrogenase (NAD+) activity; NAD binding; oxidoreductase activity, acting on the CH-OH group of donors, NAD or NADP as acceptor. The record is from RefSeq and is a predicted model, not a curated record.
AUGGUAUUUAUUCGUUCCCUUUCCCGUCAAAUGAGACGGCCUUUCCUGUCAGGCCUUAAAGCUACCCCGUUCGCUCGGGCGACACCUUUUUCUAUCUCCGGAGCACGAACGCUAACUGCCACCGCCAAUCUACAGGGCAAGGUUCUUUUGGUUCUUUAUGACGGUGGUGAGCACUCCAAGCAGCAGCCUGCUCUGCUUGGAACUACUGAGAACGAGCUCGGCAUCCGCAAGUGGCUCGAGGAUGCUGGCCACACCCUGGUCACCACCUCCGACAAGGAGGGCGAGAACUCCACCUUUGACAAGGAGCUCGUCGAUGCCGAGGUCAUCAUCACCACUCCCUUCCACCCCGGUUACCUGACCGCUGAGCGUCUGGCCAAGGCCAAGAAGCUCAAGCUCGCCGUCACUGCCGGUAUCGGUUCCGACCACGUUGACCUCAACGCCGCCAACACCACCAACGGCGGUAUCACCGUUGCCGAAGUCACCGGCUCCAACGUCGUCUCCGUCGCUGAGCACGUUGUCAUGACCAUCCUCCUCCUGGUCCGCAACUUCGUUCCCGCCCACGAGCAGAUCAAGAGCGGCGACUGGAACGUGGCCGCCGUCGCCAAGAACGAGUUCGAUCUCGAGGGCAAGGUAGUCGGUACCGUCGCUGUCGGCCGUAUCGGUGAGCGUGUCCUCCGCCGUCUCAAGCCCUUCGACUGCAAGGAGCUCCUCUACUACGACUACCAGCCCCUCUCCGCCGAGGCCGAGAAGGAGAUUGGCUGCCGCCGUGUCGAGAACCUCGAGGAGAUGCUCGCCCAGUGUGACGUCGUUACUAUCAACUGCCCCUUGCACGAGAAGACCCGCGGUCUCUUCAACAAGGACCUCAUCUCCAAGAUGAAGCCCGGCGCUUGGCUUGUCAACACCGCCCGUGGCGCCAUUGUCGUCAAGGAGGACGUCGCCGAGGCCCUCAAGUCUGGCCACCUCCGCGGAUACGGUGGUGAUGUCUGGUUCCCCCAGCCUGCCCCCAAGGACCACCCUCUCCGCUACGCUGAGCACCCCUGGGGUGGCGGCAACGGCAUGGUCCCCCACAUGUCCGGUACUUCCAUCGAUGCUCAGGUCCGCUACGCCAACGGCACCAAGGCUAUCCUUGACAGCUACUUCUCCGGUCGUGAGGACUACCGCCCUGAGGACCUGAUUGUCCACAAGGGUGACUACGCCACCAAGGCCUACGGCCAGCGCAAGUAA